This is a messenger RNA of Cryptomeria japonica (Japanese cedar), 2098 nucleotides long. Its product is annotated as probable ADP-ribosylation factor GTPase-activating protein AGD9. NCBI's taxonomy places the organism in Eukaryota, Viridiplantae, Streptophyta, Pinopsida, Cupressales, Cupressaceae. Gene Ontology annotation, biological process: COPI coating of Golgi vesicle. Bases 336 to 1574 code for a protein of 412 amino acids. The transcript is spliced from 7 exons. Gene Ontology annotation, molecular function: GTPase activator activity. The record is from RefSeq and is a predicted model, not a curated record.
AAAUGAUUAUUUCUACGUCACCACUAUCGAAGGCUGUAACGACGGUAAUAAGACGGAGCUAACUCCAACUCGCGCGGUCUGUGGCCCGAACGAUCGAUAUUUUAAAGAGUCGUUGAGUUUCAGCCCUGUGACCUCCAUCAUCACAACGUACAGCCAAAUAGUUUCCAACAUACAGAGCCUAUUCCAAAAUUCUAAUUUCAUUUGAUUCUGAAAUUCAUAUAUUUUGCCUUUCAGUUUAAUUUUUUUAAAGUUUUGCCCUUAGAGCCUUAUAAAAUUUUAAGAGUUGUUGAAACCCUACCAGGGGUUUUGGAUUUUGAGUUUUAGCGGCCGAUUCCAUGGCUGCCGCAGAGGAAUAUUCUGAUCGGGAUGCUGUCUUCAGAAAGCUCAAGGCCAAGUCUGAAAAUAAGAUUUGUUUUGAUUGCAAUGCUAAAAAUCCAAGUUGGGCUUCAGUUACUUAUGGAGUGUUUAUUUGCCUUGAUUGUUCGUCAAUGCAUCGGAAUCUUGGUGUUCAUAUCAGUUUUGUCAGGUCUACAAAUCUGGAUUCAUGGACCGCUGAGCAAUUAAAACUGAUGAGUUUUGGUGGUAAUGGCCGUGCACGUAUCUUCUUUAAGCAACAGGGUUGGACAGAUAGUGGCGGGAAGAUAGAAUCCAAGUAUACGUCAAGAGCAGCUGACCUAUACAGGAAGCUUCUUCUGAAAGAAGUAGCUAAAAGUGUGACUAGUUCUAUUUCUGCAUCACCUCCCUUGCCUGAUUCUCCAACUACAUUGGAUUCUCCCGUAAAGGACUUUACAGAAUAUAAAGACACAAGUAUAACUGUAGAAGAUAAAUUUCUGGAGCAACCAAAGGCACCACUGUCAGGACCUUCACGACCAGCUCCUACCAGUGCUGCAAAAAAGACAUCAGUUUUUGGAGCAAAGAAGAUGAGUGGAGGGAAGUCAGGAGGUGGUUUAGGAGUAAAGAAGCUAACUGCUAAGCCAAAUGAGAAUCUCUAUGAUCAAAAGCCAUCUGAAGUUCCCAUUGUAACACCAGUUGCAACAAGUUCAGUAACAGAGUCAGCACCUCCUCGAACAUCACGUUUUUCUUAUGCAGAGGAGCAAUCUAUGACUAAUUAUGAUGGCCAGUCUUCUUCAAGUCAUGUUCCAGCACCAUCCACCAGUAUGGACUUGUUCUCUGAAUAUGGCCUAUCAGGGAACCGUAAGUCUGGAGGUUCCAGCCGCCCUAGACCACAGGUUGAAGAAACCGGUGAGGCACAACGGAAGUUUGCAGGUGCAAAAUCCAUAUCCUCUUCUCAGUUCUUUGAUGAGGAUAAGAAGAUUGUUGAUGCUGAUGGUCAAAUGCGUCUGCAGAAAUUUGCGGGAUCUACUUCAAUAUCAAGUGCACAAUUCUUUGAUCGGGAUGAAGCGGGUGCCAAUGCUUCAAAUCUUGACAUUACUGCUAGUGAGCUUUUAUCAAAACUGGCCAUACAGGCUUCACAAGAUGUAUCAUCGCUGAAAUCAAUUGCUGGUGAAACUGGAAGAAAACUAUCAUCAGUUGCAUCAAGCCUGAUUGCAGACUUGCAGGACCGCAUUAGAUAAGUUGUAGUGUUCAAAGUACAGCCUUCAUUAUUCUCUUUGGCUUUGUAUUUCGGUAGUCUGGCUGCCUAAAAGAGAUUGACAUAUAUGUUAUGCCAUUUUGGAUUAAACAUACUUUUAUUUUAUUUUUCAAAGUUGGAUCUGAAGGCGACCCAAUUUUUUUCUUUUCAAAGGUGUUCUAAUAUUAACCUAGUGCAGUUUUCUGCAUUAGAUUACAGAGAUCCCUUACAGAUUUGCUGCCCUAUAGAGAAAAUGAAGCUAAUUGUUUCGUGGUUUCCUAUCUUUCAAUUGUCGAAUAAACAAAGACACAUUGCAUUAAGAGAAUUAAUGCUUAAAAUAACGAUCUGGUAAAACUUUUGAGUAGGGAUAUUAGUAGAUUCAAUGAUUUACUGAAAAUUUGAUUUAAAUCUGUAGUUGUAUAUUUAAUGCGUACAAACAAUUAUGUAUCGGUUCUGAAUGGUAUGGAUAUUUUUGCAUGUAUUGUAAGAUUUUGCUUAUUUUAUGAAAUAUGAACUCAUUUAACAUGA